Messenger RNA from Limanda limanda (common dab), 1158 nucleotides. Its product is annotated as homeobox protein Hox-D3-like. Gene Ontology annotation, biological process: regulation of transcription by RNA polymerase II. Gene Ontology annotation, molecular function: RNA polymerase II cis-regulatory region sequence-specific DNA binding; DNA-binding transcription factor activity, RNA polymerase II-specific. The transcript has 3 exons. The coding region runs from base 1 to 1158 and encodes 385 amino acids. The record is from RefSeq and is a predicted model, not a curated record. NCBI's taxonomy places the organism in Eukaryota, Metazoa, Chordata, Actinopteri, Pleuronectiformes, Pleuronectidae. Gene Ontology annotation, cellular component: nucleus.
AUGCAAGGCGGCGUGCGAGCUGCAGAAACACUGUCCACUCCGCUUUACCCCCAGAGCCACGUCCCGGACCUGGACCCGGACCCGGACCCGGACCCGGACCCGGACCCGGAGAGGAGCAUCAUCCACCGCGCGGAGGUGAGGGAGGCGUGCGGACUGUUUGCGUGCGGGAUGCAUGGAGUUGCGGUGGACGGUGCGGCCGGCAGCCUCCCUGGAAACCUGCCAUGUGACAUUCGGCUGCCAGCGCUGCGUCGGAAGGUCAAAGUGGAGACUUGGGUUGGGGGUGCACUCUCAAUGGAGAUGCAGGAAAGCAACGUGCACCAUCAUCACCAUCAUCACCACCAGCAGCACCACCACCAGGACUUCAGCCUCUGCAGGUCAAAAAUCCAGAAGUUUAACAUGAGCAAAAAGAUUUUCCCCUGGAUGAAGGAGUCGAGACCGAACCAGGCCCAAGGCAGGAGGAGCUCAGACUGCACCGUCAACGACAAGUGUCCGAGCGCGCCCCCGGCCUCCAAGCGCAUGCGCACCGCGUACACCAGCGCGCAGCUGGUGGAGCUGGAGAAGGAGUUCCUCUUCAGCCGCUACCUGAUCCGGCCCAGGAGGGUGGAGCUGGCCGGCCUGCUCCACCUGCAUGAGAGGCAGGUCAAGAUCUGGUUCCAGAACCGCAGGAUGAAGCAGAAGAAGGACGAGCGGCAGCAGGGCCUCCUCGCCCCCCCCACCACGGCCUCCUCCUCCUCUCCCCCGUCCUCCUCCCCCCCCUCGGCCCCGGGCAGCCCCACUCUGUCCAGCCUGGGCUACGUGCAUGUGGGAGGAGGAGGGGACUACCAGGGGUCCCAGUCCCAGUCCCUGUCCCAGUCCCUGUCCCAGUCCCUGUCCCAGUGCCAGCCCCAGCCCCAGCCCCAGUCCCUGUCCCAGUCCCAGUCCCAGUCCCUGUCCCUGUCCCUGUCCCAGUCCCAGUCCCGGAUCCAGUACCCAGCACAAUACUCCAAGUACCCGGCUCUGGGCUUCACGCACGCCACGCCAUUCGAGGUGCAGUACGACACGCACGGCCGCGCACACGCAUCGAACCACAGUGGUGACGUCACCGGUCCCUUCUUCCCACUGAGCUGCUGCUCCUCUCAGGACAGAAUCAUGCAGGCUCCAAAACUGACUCAUCUGUAG